AUGGCAGUCAAGAAACUCACAUGGAGAUCCAUCGUCCCAUAUUGCUACAAGUCUGAGCGCCCAUCAUCAAAGGCUAGCAAGAAAGUGGUAGCAAAACAGACCUCAUUCCAGAGGCUUUCUCUAUCUGAUUUGAGCAAUCCAAGCUCAACAUUUUCAGAGGACCUCUCCAUAUCUCUAGCAGGGUCUAAUCUUCACAUCUUUACACUUGGGGAGCUAAAGGUGAUCACACAGAGCUUCUCCUCCAGCAACUUUCUCGGUGAAGGCGGGUUUGGACCGGUGCACAAAGGGUUCAUUGAUGACAAGCUUAGGCCUGGUUUGACAGCCCAGCCUGUGGCUGUCAAGCUCUUGGACUUGGAUGGUUCUCAAGGCCAUAGGGAGUGGCUGACUGAGGUGAUCUUUCUUGGACAACUGAGGCAUCCACACCUUGUGAAGCUGAUAGGCUAUUGCUGUGAAGAUGAACAUAGGCUACUGGUGUAUGAAUACAUGCCAAGAGGCAGCUUAGAGAACCAGCUAUUUAGAAGAUAUUCAGUAUCACUGCCAUGGUCAACAAGAAUGAAAAUUGCGCUUGGAGCCGCAAAGGGCCUUGCCUUCCUCCAUGAAGCAGAGAAACCAGUUAUCUAUCGUGACUUCAAAGCUUCAAACAUCUUGUUGGACUCUGAUUAUACUCCCAAGCUCUCAGAUUUUGGUCUAGCAAAAGAUGGUCCAGAAGGAGAUGACACACAUGUUUCUACAAGAGUCAUGGGCACACAAGGCUAUGCUGCUCCUGAAUACAUCAUGACAGGUCACUUGACAGCAAUGAGUGAUGUGUAUAGCUUUGGAGUGGUACUCUUGGAGCUUUUAACAGGAAGGAGAUCUGUGGACAAGAACAGACCUCACAGAGAGCAGAACCUAGUAGAGUGGGCAAAGCCUAUGCUGAAUGAACCCCGAAAACUUAGCCGAAUCAUGGACCCGAGACUAGAAGGCCAAUACUCCGAAAUAGGGGCCAGAAAGGCUGCUGCAUUGGCUUACCGAUGCAUCAGCCACCGGCCAAAACAAAGACCAAAAAUCAGUGAUGUGGUCAAGAUCUUAGAGCCCCUCAAGGAUUUUGAUGACAUUCCCAUUGCCUUUGUGUAUACAGUUCCUACCGAAUCCGAUUCGAUUAAAGAUGUAAAAGAAGGUGAUGCACAGAAGGAAUUGAAGAAGAAGAACAACCACCAUCAGCAAAAUCAAGGCCAUAAGCAUCAUCAGCUAAGAUCACCAAAGUCUCCACAUUAUUACUCAGACAAUAUGGUGCACCAAAACCAUAGAAAUAAUGGUUUAAAAUCUCCCCUGCACCAGAGGGGCAGGGGAAUAUAG
This is a messenger RNA of Prunus armeniaca (apricot), 1335 nucleotides long. NCBI's taxonomy places the organism in Eukaryota, Viridiplantae, Streptophyta, Magnoliopsida, Rosales, Rosaceae. The record is from the annotation of a GenBank genome assembly.